GAUGACCAUGGGAACGCCUGACCUUUAUGGCUCCGCUGACCCCUACCAGAGGGCACCAAGGUCACCCAAGAGAGGAGGAGGAGGAGGAGGAGGAGGAGGAGGAGGAGGAGGAGAGGAGGAUAGGUGUAAAUCCCCGGCGUCCGAUCAAGGGGGCAGAGAAAUCGGAUCAUCUACAUUUUACCUCCGGAGAGAAGAGGAGGAGGAGGAGGAAGGGGGGGAGGAGGAGGAGGAGGAGGAGGGGAAGAAGAAGAAGAAGAAGAAGAAGAUGUUUGAAGGGAGAAGUAUUAAGAGGUUCUUCUCCUUUAAGCUGGAGAGGAAGGAGGAAGAGGAGGAGGAAGAGGAGGAGGAGGAGGAAGACUCAAAGAACAGCCCACAAGUAGAAGAAGAAGAAGAGAAUAUAGAAAAUAACAAUAAUAAUAAUCUAGUCAUUACCAAUAGCAGCGAAUCGACCAAUCAGAGCGCAGGGAUCUCAACUCCAACAAGCCCAGCAGCCAAUCAGAACGCAGGCAGCCCUCAAGCCACCUCCCAAACACAAACAAACCCAGCAGCCAAUCAGAACGCAGGUAGCCCAACCCCAACAAGCCCAGCAGCCAAUCAGAACGCAGGCAGCCCCCAAGCCACCUCCCAAACACACCCAGCAGCCAAUCAGAAUGCAGGCAGCCCUCAAGACUCCUCCCAAACACACCCAGCAGCCAAUCAGAACGCAGGCAGCCUUCAAGACUCCUCCCAAACACAAACAAACCCAGCAGCCAAUCACAGUGCAGGGAGCCCAGACACGCCCCCAGAGCCAGCCAAUCAGAGCCCAGGAGCCGCAGACACGCCUCCAGAAGCGACCAAUGAGAACCCAGAGCCUGAGAAACCCACCAAUCAGAGCCCAGGAAGUCCCAAAACAGCAGAAAAACCAGCCAAUGAGAGUCCAGAGCCCCCAAUAUCGACCAAUCACAGCCCAGAAAGCCCUAAAUAUCCAGCCAAUGAGAGACCAGAACCCCCAGAAUCGACCAAUCGCAGCCCAGGAAGCCCCAAAACAGCAGAAAAUCCCGCCAAUGACAAUCCAGAGCCCACAAAAUCGACCAAUCACAGCCCAGACAGCCCCAAAACACCUCCUGUAUCGGCCAAUCACAGCGCAGAUGCCUCAAAACCGGCCAAUCAGAGCGCAGGGUCAACCGACACUGAGAAUUUGACCACCCAGAGGCCAAAUUUGACCCUGUUUGACCUCGCCGGCAAGCCUACGCGUCCCCCCCGGCGGAAAAAACCCAAAAGUGGUGUCUCAGGGGGGGAAGCGACCCCCUCCACCCCCCCCGUCCGGCCCCCUCCACCCCCCUCCACCCCCUCCUGGUCCCCGGGAAAUACGUACAUGGGAAUACGCACAUGGUUGGCAUACAGGAAGGACAAGCUUGAUGGUUCGUUCAGCCGGUCGCGUUCCAGCAGCAUCAGCAGCCUGGAGAACAUCAGCAGCGAGGCUAUUCAGUGCCUGGCCUUCGCUGACACCUACACCAAAAAGAAUGACAGCACUAUCCUGCCGACACUGUGGGUGGGAACAAGCCUGGGAAGUGUGAUUCAAGUUACUGUUCUUCUGCCGCCGAGUGAUAUCCGCUCCUCAACGCCAGCAUCAGUCAAUCCCAGCGGCACCAUCUUCCGAGUCAAAGGGUCCGUUCUUACUAUGUCAUUCCUGGACUGCUCUGGCUCCCUUAUUCCACAUCAGUUUGAGAGUUGGAGGGAUGCACAGAAGGAGAAGCGGUUGGAACGGACCCCAACUAAGGGCGGGAGUUCCGGUCUUAGUGCCAGUCCUGAGUGCCGUAUGAGUCCCACAAAUUCUGGCACUGAGGGAGUCUCGGGCGGCACUGGGCCUGGGGCGGGGGGGGGCAGCCAGACCCCGCCCCCCCAAAGCUGCUAUGACCGCCAGUUUGUCGUCAUUGCCUCGGAGAAGGUGGCGAGGGUGGUCUCCUUGCCUACCCAGAACUGUGUGUUUAAGCAGACGAUCACCGAGACAUCGUUUGUAGUGAAGGCGGAAGUGGUCUCCAUCAAGGGUCCCGCAAGAUCCAUCCUGGUGCUGUGGUCCAUCUAAGUGACUGCCCUGUGGAACCUGGGAAGCUCCUGAUUGGCUACGAGAGCGGUCAGCUUGUCUUGUGGGACUUCAAAGGGCGCACCGCUGAAGUUCGCUACCAUUCUUGCGAACCACUGAGGUCAGUCUCUUGGCACCACGAGGGGAAGCAGUUCAUGUGCUGCCACACGGAUGGUUCCCUCACCACCUGGACACUGAAGCAGAAUUCCAAUAGGCCUACAUCACAUGUCUUCCCUCAUGGACUCCUGUGACAUCAAGAUCAAGGUCAAGAUCAACGGAAGUAAACAGAGCGACGCUGCGGAGUCUGUCACGCCGCCCACGCCCACACAGUGCCCCCACGCCCACACAGUGCCCCCACGCCCACACAGUGCCCCCACGCCCAUCCAGUGCCCCCACGCCCAUCCAGUGCCCCCACGCCCACACAGUGCCCCCACGCCUCCACGCCCAUCCAGUGCCCCCACGCCUCCACGCCCAUCCAGUUCAGAGUGAGGGCAGUUCUUACCUCAAUGACCUCUCUCAGGUGUCUGCUACGGUGGUGAACCUCCUGCUCCAAACCCAGGAGCAGAGUGAGUCGGAGCUCCAGGACGCACAUGACCAGAUCUCAGACGCACACAGGCAGAUCAGCGCGUACAUGGCACAGCUGGAGGACGCACACAGGGAGCUGGAGGUGUACAAGGACCAGCUGCAGCGAGCGUCUUCCCAGAUCGAGGAGAUGAGGGAGAGGGAGGAGGAGGAGGAGGAGGAGGAGGAGGAGAGGCGGAGGAAGGAGGCAACACUGAAGGAGGAGCAACUAGAAGGCAAAAUUAGAGCGAGAAUCGAGGAAGAGAGAGAGAGAAUCAAAGCAAGCUACGUCGAGCGAGAGAGGAGUGCUGUGGAGCAGGUGGAGCGAGCCGUUAGAGAGAGGUCAGCCUGAUAAAGAGGUAGAAAUUUUGGCCAAGGAGGUCCAGAAGUUGAUGCAGGAUUCUGAAGCGCCCGCCGAGGAUGACAAUUCCCGUGUUCUAAGGAGCGGGUCAACUCAUGACAGAGCUCCUCCUCCUCCUCCUCCUCCUCCUUCUCUCCCGCAUGAUAACAAAGGUGCCUCGAUCCUUGGCCAGCCUGAAGAGUUCUGCGUCCAGGCCCAGACGGUGAGCCUGGUGACUGUCCAGGAGGCAGACAGGGGCAGACAGGGACAGACAGGGACAGACAGGGACGCAGUUUGGAGGCUGGUGAGUAAGACAGCCACUUUGAUUGUGGUGUUCACGU
Molecule: messenger RNA, 3304 nt
Organism: Eriocheir sinensis (Chinese mitten crab)
Lineage: Eukaryota; Metazoa; Arthropoda; Malacostraca; Decapoda; Varunidae
Product: syntaxin-binding protein 5-like
Exons: 16
Coding region: 2-2065 (687 amino acids)
Biological process (GO): regulation of protein secretion; regulation of exocytosis
Cellular component (GO): plasma membrane; cytoplasm; SNARE complex
Molecular function (GO): syntaxin binding; GTPase activator activity; myosin II binding
Source: RefSeq, a predicted model, not a curated record